Messenger RNA from Bombina bombina (fire-bellied toad), 669 nucleotides. RefSeq names its product claudin-22-like. The record is from RefSeq and is a predicted model, not a curated record. The transcript has a single exon. Gene Ontology annotation, biological process: bicellular tight junction assembly; cell adhesion. Gene Ontology annotation, molecular function: structural molecule activity. Lineage: Eukaryota; Metazoa; Chordata; Amphibia; Anura; Bombinatoridae. The coding region runs from base 1 to 669 and encodes 222 amino acids. Gene Ontology annotation, cellular component: bicellular tight junction; plasma membrane.
AUGGAUGGGACCUACAAGCUAAAGCUACAGUAUGGAGGCAUAUUUUUCUCUGUACUUGGAUGUGUUUUAUCCUGGGUUACCACUUUUGUUCCUCUCUGGAAACAACUUAACUUAGACUUGAAUGAAAUGGAAAACUGGACCAUGGGGCUUUGGCAAACAUGUGUUGUUCAAGAAGAAGGAGGCAUGCAAUGUAAGGAUUUUGACUCCUUUUUGGCAUUACCAGUUGAACUAAGGAUUUCAAGAAUACUGAUGUUUGCAUCUGGUGGACUGGGGGCCACUGGUCUUCUAAUAUCAAGCUUUGGUUUGGACUGUCUGAAGUGUGGAAGAGAGGACACGAAGAAAAGGCUGUUACUUCUUGGGGGAAUAUUAUUUUGGAUCUCAGGAACCUCUGUACUAGUGCCAGUAUCAUGGGUGGCAUAUGCAACAGUACAGGAAUUUUGGGAUGAAACUAUUCCAGACAUAGUCCCCAGAUGGGAGUUUGGGGAAGCUAUCUUCAUGGGUUGGUUUGGAGCUUUUUUCUUGAUGCUGGGUGGGUCAUUGCUGUUUUGCUCUAUCUGCUCCCCAGCUGGGCAGUCAUCUCAAAGUACAAAUCUACUUAGCAAGACACCUGCUAAGCAUUUAUAUUAUCAAGGACAUGUGGAGACCAGACAUCCAGACCUCAAAAUUUGA